AUGGAAGCCACCCUGCCGAUGGGAUACAUCGCAGUCCCCUUCACUUAUGAUGGAACCACGGACUCUUGGGCGCAUGUGUGCAAAUUCAAGAGUACGGUCCACUUGCACAGAUUCUCGGAUGGCAUAAAAUGCAUCGCAUUUGCCACUACCUUGGAAGGGUCCUCCCAGUUCUGGUAUAACCAAUUUCUUGACGGGGUGAUCCAUAGCUUCAAGGGUUUUAGCUCGAUGCUCCUAGAUCACUUCGUCGGUUCGGAGAAGCAGAAAAAAUCUGCCCUCACCCUAUUUAUAGUUCGCCAAGAGAGGGGCGAGCCCUUGAGGAACUACAUCCGAAGAUUCACUAAUGCCACAUUAAAUGUCCCAAGUCUCUCACAUGAUAUCUUAACCAAUGCCCUACUGCAGGGAUUGAAGGAUAGUGAGCUGUUCAAAUCACUAACUAAGAAGCCCCCAAAUAUAUGA
Molecule: messenger RNA, 456 nt
Organism: Erythranthe guttata (spotted monkey flower)
Lineage: Eukaryota; Viridiplantae; Streptophyta; Magnoliopsida; Lamiales; Phrymaceae
Source: RefSeq, a predicted model, not a curated record